UUUUGGAUUCUUCUGUUUCCUUCUCUUUCUUAUGACAGUUUUAAAACCUACUCAACAGCUGCAGCAGCAGUUACUCAAUUUUCUUCAACAAACCUUGUGAGUCUCCUUGGCAAUGUUGAUGUUCGUAGUCUCAGUGCUGCGUCAUCAGGUUCUCUUACAGAAGCUGGUGGAGAAGAAGAUGACGAGCAAAACUGUCCGCAGUCUUCAAGAAGUAUGUUGAAGUAUGACUUGCUUUCUUUUGAAGGGGGAAGCCAAUUUAAGAUCACUUUGAAUGAUACAAUACUUAUCAAUAGAAUUGACGCAGAAACUGGAGACAGAAUACGCAUUGAAAAAGUUUUGUUGGUUGGGGGAGAAAAUUUUACUGUGGUGGGAACUCCACUAGUUGCACGAGACCUAGUGAGGGUUGAAGCAACUGUUUUGGAGAAAACCAAAGGACCAAAAAAGAUUGUGUUUAAAAUGAAAAGGAGAAAGGGUUACAGAAAAUGGAAAGAACACUACCAAGACAUCACAGUGCUAAGAAUAAACAGCAUUCAAGUCCAACCUUCUCUUCUGAGCUCUGCUCCAUGAGCAUCUGUCACUACUGUGAGCUGAGUGAAGCAAGAGCAACACAAUAACACAAGCUUUACAGUUGUAUUAAAGCUUCCAUCUUCAUCUUUAAAACCAACACUUCUGAGCUAGCUUGUGAUUUGUUCUGCCUUGUGUGAUAAAAAGCACCAGGUGGACAUCAAAUGAUAAGUUCUCCAAAAAGCAAUGAGCUAGUGUCAGAGUAGUGCUUUGUUUUUAAUCCUUCGACCCCUGUGAUGAGCAAAACAGUUAGCAAACAGGAAUAAUUCCUUGUAAAGACAUUCAACCGAGACCUGUAAUUCGUAUUGAAAGCAGUAAAGGGGAAGUUCAUCUGUUUCUUUAUUUGGCUUAUUUUGCAAUUAUCAAGUGUCCAGCUCUUUGACCCUUUUUUCUUCCUUUAAAAUAAAAUAAAAGAGACCAAAACUAAAA
Orbicella faveolata is the source of this 993-nucleotide messenger RNA. Its product is annotated as large ribosomal subunit protein bL21m-like. The record is from RefSeq and is a predicted model, not a curated record. Gene Ontology annotation, molecular function: RNA binding; structural constituent of ribosome. NCBI's taxonomy places the organism in Eukaryota, Metazoa, Cnidaria, Anthozoa, Scleractinia, Merulinidae. Gene Ontology annotation, biological process: translation. Gene Ontology annotation, cellular component: mitochondrial large ribosomal subunit; ribosome.